GAACGCGAAUGUACAUCGGCGUAUACAUAGACUAGUGCAAUCCAACUUUGGUCGCCACGCGAGCAAGGGCAGGGUCGUAAGCUGAGCGACGCCAGUACCGUUCGCGACGUCGACGGGAUUUCUCGCCUCUGCGUACACAGCUCGACAGUGAUGCUCGGCUUUCGGUGAGUCACCGAUCGGCCGGUGGAAUCCUUCCUUCGUCGAGGGAGGCGACCGCGCGACGGGACGCCGGGCGUCGCGUGACCGCGAGACGCAUGAGGAAAUCUCGGAUUACUUUCAAGUGUGAGGUAUUGUCUCGCAGGUGCCGGCGCCACGCGACGUGUCAGUAACCCCCGAAUAACGGUGGGCAGCGAAGGGUGGGCGCAGGAGGAACGCACACAUAUGUCUAAAGGGAGAGAGGGGAGGAAAAUAACUUCGAAUGAAAGUGGUCGAAUUUUCACAGUCGAUUAAGGAUGCAAGAUGUACUUUUAACGGUUCAAAAGAAAUUUUAGUCGUGACUAGACAGAGCUAUUUUUCAUUACCAAAAGGAUAACAAAAGGAUAUAUCUGUUGUGUGGAGAGAGUAUAACUCAACGUUUUACAUUCGCGGAUUUUCGGGCAGUGAAGGAUAUAAAACGAGUGAGAAGGAAGAAAAGAGGGAGUGGAAAAAAGAGAGAAAAUAGAAAAGUGAAAAAGGGGCAAGAAAAUUUAUUUGUAUUUUUUAAACUUCUACAAAAGUGGAGCGUGAAACUACGAUAGUGCUACGAAACUACUAAUCCACUGAGAAAAGUGAUAACUCAAUUGUUUUUAUAUUUGGUGACGUGAUGUUGACAAGAGAAUAGCAAUAAUAAGGGUGCCUCUCGACGACGUCUGAUUUUAAUUUGAUACAAAAGAGUUGAGAGAAGAACGGAUAGGGAGAGACAUGGGGUGUAAUACUAGCAAGGAGAGCGUCCAGCCGGCGGUGGAAGAGGCGAAAGAGGGCGAUUCCGUCAAGAAUGGGGAUAUCUCUAAGGCGGCCGAAAACAGCGCAACGACAGCGGAGGGAAAAGAAAACGACGAGGAUAAAGAGAAAGAGGAAGCAGCAGCCACGAAAAUACAAGCAGCUUUCCGUGGGCAUCACGCUAGGAAAAGUCUGAGAGUGUCGGACUCAGCGUCGAAGCAGACGAGAACCGACGGAGAACCCUCCGAACCUACGGAACCAUCACAGGAACAGUUGGAGGAGGAAUUCUCUCCCGACGACAAGGAGCUCUGUAACGCGGCGAAGAAGAUACAAGCGACUUUCCGGGGCCACAUGUCGAGAAAGGAGCAAGCUGCCGCCAAGUCGGCAAUGAACAUAGUUGAGAGUGCGACUGCCAAGAUGGAAGAAAAGAUGCAAGACGCCGUUAACGAAUUAGAGGGGAUCGACUUGGCCGAUCCGGACUUGCAUAAGGCAGCGACUAAGAUUCAAGCGAGUUUCCGCGGUCACAAGGUCCGUCAGGAGGUCAACAUUCAUACUACUGCCGACGACUCUAAAAAAUAAGACGCUUACUCAAACGCAGGGAUGCAGGGAGAUAGAAUAUUACUUAUUACAGUCAGUGCCAUUCUUAACAGGUUUCGAACGCCAUCCCCUAUUUCUUGUACCUUAUAAUGUAGCAUCUAUAAAUUAGUAAAUUAUGCGCGUAAUUAUACGAGGCAUUCCAGACGAGCCGAACGAGUUUGACUAUUAGUUCACUUCGGGCAGCUAGUUGUAAACAACAAUACCGUUUAUUUUACGUUAACAAUUAAUCCAGCCUUCGCCCGGGACCAGUGAGACUUAAGCGCUUUCUACUUUGGCUAAAAAUGUGGAUCUUUUGAAAGUGGUAUUUACAGGCCGAGGCAUACACAUGGGAACAUUUAAAUAUUUCUAUUAUUUAUGGAUAUACAAAAAAAAAAAGAAAUUCUGGAACAAAGUUGCACUGUGUAAAGAAGGACUACAAUGAAAAAUAAAAAGAGAUUGUUCCCUGAGCCGAUUCCUGUAAUCGAUUUUGAGUACAUUUCACAUGAUUCGCUACGUAACCACAUUCUUGAACUAUCCUUAUACUAUCGACAUGUACUUACAUUUUUUAUGAGUUACGACUGCCAUACUUUUGAACGGAGAGAUAUGCAGGCAGAUAUUUCAAAGAACUUUUCAAUAUGGUAAUUUAAUACUUCUACUAUGUAAAACAUUGAAAAAAAAGAUGAACCGGAGGAGAAAAGAGAGAGCAGAUAGUUCCCUAUAUAAUUACCUGACAUAAUACUCAACAUAAAUCUGCAACAACAGAUUGACAAACAUGCAAAAUCAUUGUAUCUGGUAGGUAUGUUAAGUGGAACAUGACGAACGCGAUAGAGUAUAACUUUAACGUCCUGCGCAUGAUAAACGGAGCACAUUUAAGACGUACCAAUAUCAUCAAUAUAUGCAUGUUAACUUUUAUAAGUUCCUGUAUCUAUGUAAAAUAAACGGUAUGGUUGUAGCAUUUCCAAUUCUAAAAUUAACGAUGAAAGUCUGUUUUUCAAAUAUUUUUUACCAUGACACACACACACAAAAUGUUUAAAGCACGGUUUUAGUUUGUAUCCUUAAUUUAUUGUUAAAACGGAAUGUGAUAACUAAAAGUAUAUUUCUUAAUUGCACUUUUUACAUUUUCCUACAACUUUUUCUUUGAUUUUUUUUCUUUUUUCCCUCCUUCUAUAAAAAGUUAAAUGUACAUCUGUUUCAUAUUAAAUGUGGAAAGUGUAAAAAUGUGUACAAUUGCUUCUCCUUUGAGAGUUUGGAAAAAAAGUAUAUUGAACUAAAAUUAAACUGGUGGUUUUAGUCCCGAUCGUACUAUUCAACUUAUAUUUAGAGGGACUAUAAAUUUAGAAACACCUUUCCAAUAAUAUACUAAUUAUACAUAUACAUAUACAUAUAAAAAGAGAAUUAAAAAAGGGAAUAUUCCAAACUUUCAAAUAAUCUUACAAACUUUGGACACAAAAGAUAUUGUAUUUUAUUAUUAUUGUAUUUUACGUUAUUAAUGCAGUAGAACUUCUAUUUAACGCAGAAUAUUAUAGAUUGGAGCUUCAAAAUUUGUGAAUGUAUUAUAAACAAAUUAAUAACAGAUUAUCUCUGUAGAAUUUCUUAUUAAAAUGUUUCCGAUAUUAUUUAUCUCACGUAAACGAUCCUUUCAAAUACCUUUCACAUGUUACUCUGCAGAAAACAUCUGAAAUAAUGUAAUUAAAAUGCAUGUAUGAUUCAGCGGCCUAUCGUCAAUAAUGAAGCAAUUACAAUUAUUAAUCGAGGUUCUACUGCAUCGAUUAAAAGCGUGCGUAAUAUACAGAACUUAUAGUUGCUUAAAAAAGGCUAAAGACUCUCGUCAAAAUAACGAGUCCGAUCCUUUUAGUGAUACUUUUGAGCUUACUUGCUCAAUAAACCUUGUUAUAUACCAAAGUUAAUGCUGCUAUAAUUUUAACCUUUUUUUCCUCUUUAAUGUAUAGCGAAUCUUUCUUGAAUAUCGACAGCUACCUCCAACUUUGUUGCGAUCUAGUCCAUUUUUUCAUAUAAAUUAAUCGUAUCGGUGUACCCUUGAAAUGGGAAUUUAUUUUAUCAGGCCUAAAGAGACUCACUUGUGUGCGUGUGCUAUCAAUCACUUCUGGUAUGUGAUUGUAGCACACAUACGAGAUCGAUCAGUAAGCGAUUCACAAGGUGCAUAAUACAAAGCAGCGAAGCGGCAAUUAAAUGAUUGUUUAUUAUUCAAUGCUAGCUUUAUUCGUCCACAAAGCAGGGUACUGCGAAUUUAUUAUUUUCACGUUCGUCCACGUGUUUUUCUACAAGGCGAAUUUAUUAUUUCUAUCUUCUAUAUUUGUAAUUUAUACCGAUAUUUGUACCAAUUUUGCUGAAGAUGCUGACGAAUUACGUAUUAAAUAGUAUUACGCGACAUUCCUGUAUUACAUGUUUAACGCUGACUAUGAGCAAUAAUUACACGUAUUUAUUGUAACAAAAUUUCGCAAUUUAGUCGUCAUACGAGUGAAACGUUAUACAAGUAAACGUAUCGCGGUAACAUUGAAAUUUCCUCAAAUAUAAUAUGUAUUAUACUAUUCUACGGGAUAUUCCUGCGCGAUUGAUAUUGACUGCAAUGGUACGUGCAGCUAUUGUUCAGUAGCAAGCAGAUAUAAAAACAGAUAUAGUCGAACAGCAUGUCUGAAUUCCUGAUAUCCAACAAUAUUUUAUUUUAAUUCCCCGAUUCCUACAUCCUAUAUCCGAUAUCAAUAACUUUUAGCUUCUAAGAUCAAAUUUCGAAUUCGCAAUAGCGAGUUACCAAUUUUCCACUAAAUUCCUGUGGAUACUUCCGAUUUCCAUUCUCGCAGUUAUAUCCACGAUUUUUAUUUAUCAAUUUCGAAUUUAUAAACAAAUAUUGUCUUGGAUCACAUGAUUAAGAAUACGGUUACUCAUAGGUUAUCUGCGAUUGUCGCUUGUAGAAAAUUAAAGCGAAGCUUCGGUAUCGUCGAAAAUGAUCUAUCGUCGAGUAACGUCGUCUAGUUUAUGUCGGAAUGAACAUUGUGAAUGAAGAAUAUUUAUUGUAUCGAAUUAAUGUAUAGAAAGAGGACGUUACGACGAAUUAGACGUUCUUGUCGAUACGUUACUUUACCACGUAUGAAAAUAGUUUAGCGGUGCACAAAAAAAGAACAAGUUGUGGUAAAAUAUAUUGUAAGAAUAUAAUAAAAUGAUCGCACCGUGCUAAAACGGGCGGUACAUUACAUGUAAUCCGUUUGUUUAAAAUACAUACCUACUAAAUUUA
Solenopsis invicta (red fire ant) is the source of this 4744-nucleotide messenger RNA. It is a transcript of the gene igl, whose product is annotated as neuromodulin. The record is from RefSeq and is a predicted model, not a curated record. The transcript has 4 exons. Gene Ontology annotation, molecular function: calmodulin binding. Lineage: Eukaryota; Metazoa; Arthropoda; Insecta; Hymenoptera; Formicidae. The coding region runs from base 901 to 1497 and encodes 198 amino acids.